AUGAAAGCACAAGCAGAAGAAGCGCAAGCAGAGGAAGCACAAGAAGAGGAAGCGCACUCAGAGGAAGCACAAUCAGAGGAAGCGCAAGCAGAGGAAGCGCAAGCAGAGGAAGCACAAGCAGAGGAAGCACAAGCAGAGGAAGCGCAAGCAGAGGAAGCACAAGCAGAGGAAGCGCAAGCAGAGGAAGCGCAAGCAGAGGAAGCACAAGCAGAGGAUGCGCAAGUAGAGGAAGCACAAGCAGAGGAGCUUAAGCAGAGGAAGCGCAAGCAGAGGAAGCGCAAGCAGAGGAAGUGCAAUCUGGGAAGCCUAAGCAGAAGAAGCGCAAGCACAGGAAGCACAAGCAGAGGAAGCACAAGCAGAGAAGCGCAAGCAGAGGAAGGGCAAGCAGAGGAAACGCAAGCAGAGGAAGCACAAGGAGAGGAAGCGCAAGUAGAGGAAGCACAAGCAGAAGAAGCACAAGAAGAGGAAGCACAAGAAGAGGAAGCGCACUCAGAGGAAGCACAAUCAGAGGAAGCGCAAGCAGAGGAAGCGCAAGCAGAGGAAGCACAAGCAGAGGAAGCACAAGCAGAGGAAGCGCAAGCAGAGGAAGCACAGGCAGAGGAAGCGCAAGCAGAGGAAGCGAAUGCAGAGGAAGCACAAGCAGAAGAUGCGCAAGUAGAGGAAGCACAAGGAGAGGAAGCACAACUUUCUCUGCUUGUGCUCCUCUGCUUGUGCCUCCUCUGCUUGUGCUUCCUUUGCUUGCGCUUCCUCUGCUUGCGCUUCCUCUGCUUGUGCUUCCUCUUCUUGUGCUUCCUCUGCUUGAGCUUCCUCUGCUUGUGCUUCUUCUGCUUGCGCUUCCUCUACUUGUGCUUCCUCUGCUUGUGCUUUCUUUGCUUGAGCUUCCUCUGCUUUUGCUUCCUCUGCUUGCGCUUCCUCUGCUUGCGCUCCUCUGCUUGUGCUUCGUCUGCUUUCGCUUCCUCUGCUUGCGCUUCCUCUGCUUGCGCUUCCUCUGCUUACGCUUCCUGUGCUUGCGCUUCCUCUGCUUGCGCUUUCUCUGCUUACACUUCCUCUGCUUGCGCUCCUCUGCUUGUGCUUCCUCUGCCUGUGCUUCCUCUGCUUGCGCUUCCUUUGCUUGUGAUUCCUCUGCUUGCGCUUCCUUUGCUUGCACUUCCUCUGCUUGCGCUCCUCUGCUUGUGCUUCCUCUGCUUGCGCUUCCUCUGCUUGCGCUUCCUUUGCUUGCGCUCCUCUGCUUGUGCUUCCUCUGCUUGUGCUUCGUCUGCUUGCGCUUCCUCUGCUUGUGCUUCCUCUUCCUGCGCUUCCUUUGCUUCUUACUCUGCUUGUGCUUCCUUUGCUUGUGAUUCCUCUGCUUGUGCUUCCUCUGCUUGCGCUUCCUCUGCUUGCGCUUCCUUUGCUUGCGCUCCUCUGCUUGUGCUUCCUCUGCUUGUGCUUCGUCUGCUUGCGCUUCCUCUGCUUGUGCUUCCUCUUCUUGCGCUUCCUUUGCUUGUGCUUCCUCGGCUUGCGCUUCCUCUGCUUGUGCUUCCUCUUCUUGUGCUUCCUCUGCUUGAGCUUACUCUGCUUGUGCUUCCUUUGCUUGUGCUUCCUCUGCUUGUGCUUCCUUUGCUUGAGCUUCCUGUGCUUUUGCUUCCUCUGCUUGCGCUUCCUUUGCUUGCGCUCCUCUGCUUGUGCUUCGUCUGCUUGCGCUUCCUCUGCUUGCACUUCCUCUGCUUGCGCUUCCUCUGCUUACGCUUCCUAUGCUUGCGCUUCCUCUGCUUGCGCUUUCUCUGCUUACACUUCCUUUGCUUGCGCUCCUUUGCUUGUGCUUCCUCUGCUUGUGCUUCCUCUGCUUGCGCUUCCUUUGCUUGUGAUUCCUCUGCUUGCGCUUCCUCUGCUUAUGCUUCCUUUGCUUGCACUUCAACUGCUUGCGCUCCUCUACUUGUGCUUCCUCUGCUUGUGCUUCCUCUCCUUGCGCUUCCUCUGCUUGCGCUUCCUCUGCUUGCGCUCCUCUGCUUGUGCUUCCUCUGCUUGUGCUUCGUCUGCUUGCGCUAUUUCUGCUUGUGCUUCCUCUUAUUGCGCUUCCUUUGCUUCUGCUUCCUCUGCUUGCGCUUCCUCUGCUUGUGCUUCCUCUUCUUGUGCUUCCUCUGCUUGAGCUUCCUUUGCUUGUGCUUCCUUUGCUUGUUCCUCCUCUGCUUGCGCUUCCUCUGCUUUUGCUUCGUCUGCUUGUGCUUCCUUUGCUUGAGCUUCCUCUACUUUUGCUUCCUCCGCUUGCGCUUCCUCUGCUUGCGCUCCUCUGCUUGUGCUUCCUCUGCUUGUGCUUCCUCUGCUUGCGCUUCCUCUUCUUGCGCUUCCUCUGCUUACGCUUCCUCUACUUGCGCUUCCUCUGCUUGCGCUUCCUCUGCUUGCUCUUCCUCUUCUUGUGCUUCCUCUUCUUGUGCUUCCUUUGCUUGUGCUUCCUCUGCUUGCGCUUCCUCUGCUUGUGCUUCCUCUGCUUGCGCUUGCUCUGCUUGUGCUUUCUCUGCUUGUGCUUCCUCUACUUGUGCUUCCUCUGCUUGCGCUUCCUCUCCUUGCGCUUCCUGUGCUUGCACUUCCUCUGCUUGCGCUCCUCUGCUUGUGCUUCCUCUGCUUGCGCUUCCUUUGCUUGUGCUUUCUCUGCUUGUGCUUCCUCUACUUGUGCUUCCUCUGCUUGCGCUUCCUCUCCUUGCGCUUCCUGUGCUUGCACUUCCUCUGCUUGCGCUCCUCUGCUUGUGCCUCCUCUGCUUGCGCUUAGUCUGCUUGUGCUUCCUUUGCUUGAGCUUCCUCUGCUUUUGCUUCCUCUGCUUGCGCUUCCUCUGCUUGCGCUCCUCUGCUUGUGCUUCCUCUGCUUGUGCUUCCUCUGCUUGCGCUUCCUCUGCUUGCGCUUCCUCUCCUUACGCUUCCUCCACUUGCGCUUCCUCUGCUUGCGCUUCCUCUGCUUACACUUCCUCUGCUUGCGCUCCUCUGCUUGUGCUUCCUCUACUUGUGCUUCCUCUGCUUGCGCAUCCUUUGCUUGUGAUUCCUCUGCUUGCACUUCCUCUGCUUGUACUUCCUCUGCUUGCACUUCCUCUACUUGCGCUCCUCUGCUUGUGCUUCCUCUGCUUGUGCUUCCUCUCCUUGCGCUUCCUCUGCUUGCGCUUCCUCUGCUUGCACUCCUCUGCUUGUGCUUCCUCUGCUUGUGCUUCGUCUGCUUGCUCUUCCUCUUCUUGUGCUUCCUCUUCUUGUGCUUCCUUUGCUUGUGCUUCCUCUGCUUGCGCUUCCUCUUCUUGUGCUUCCUCUGCUUGCGCUUCCUCUGCUUGUGCUUUCUCUGCUUGUGCUUCCUCUACUUGUGCUUCCUCUGCUUGCACUUCCUCUCCUUGCGCUUCCCGUGCUUGCACUUCCUCUGCUUGCGCUCCUCUGCUUGUGCUUCCUCUUCUUGUGCUUCCUCUGCUUGAGCUUCCUCUGCUUGUGCUUCCUCUGCUUGUUCUUCCUCUGCCUGUGCUUCCUUUGCUUGAGCUUCCUGUGCUUUUGCUUCCUCUGCUUGCGCUUCCUCUGCUUGAGCUCCUCUGCUUGUGCUUCGUCUGCUUGUGCUUCCUCUUCUUGCACUUCCUCUGCUUGCGCUUCCUCUACUUACGCUUCCUGUGCUUGCGCUUCCUCUGCUUCCGCUUUCUCUGCUUACACUUCCUCUGCUUGCGCUUCCUCUGCUUGCGCUUCCUCUGCUUACGCUUCCUCUACUUGCGCUUCCUCUGCUUGCGCUUCCUCUGCUUACACUUCCUCUGCUUGCGCUCCAGUGCUUGUGCUUCCUCUGCUUGUGCUUCCUCUGCUUGGGCUUCCUUUGCUUGUGAUUCCUCUGCUUGCGCUUCCUCUUCUUGUGCUUCCUCUGCUUGCACUUCCUCUGCUUGCGCUCCUCUGCUUGUGCUUCCUCUGCUUGUGCUUCCUCUCGUUGCGCUUCCUCUGCUUGUGCUUCCUCUGCUUGCACUCCUCUGCCUGUGCUUCCUCUGCUUGUGCUUCGUCUGCUUGCUCUUCCUCUUCUUGUGCUUCCUCUUCUUGUGCUUCCUUUGCUUGUACUUCCUCUGCUUGCGCUUCCUCUGCUUGUGCUUCCUCUGCUUGCGCUUGCUCUGCUUGUGCUUUCUCUGCUUGUGCUUCCUCUACUUGUGCUUCCUCUGCUUGCGCUUCCUCUCCUUGGGCUUCCUGUGCUUGCACUUCCUCUGCUUGCGCUCCUCUGCUUGUGCUUCCUCUGCUUGCGCUUCCUCUACUUGUGCUUUCUCUGCUUGUGCUUCCUCUACUUGUGCUUCCUCUGCUUGCGCUUCCUCUCCUUGCGCUUUCUGUGCUUGCACUUCCUCUUCUUGCGCUCCUCUGCUUGUGCCUCCUCUGCUUGCGCUUAGUUUGCUUGUGCUUCCUUUGCUUGAGCUUCCUCUGCUUUUGCUUCCUCUGCUUGCGCUUCCUCUGCUUGCGCUCCUCUGCUUGUGUUUCCUCUGCUUGUGCUUCCUCUGCUUGCGCUUCCUCUGCUUACGCUUCCUCUACUUGCGCUUCCUCUGCUUGCGCUUCCUCUGCUUACACUUCCUCUGCUUGCGCUCCUCUGCUUGUGCUUCCUCUGCUUGUGCUUCCUCUGCUUGCGCUUCCUUUGCUUGUGAUUCCUCUGCUUGCACUUCCUCUGCUUGUACUUCCUCUGCUUGCACUUCCUCUGCUUGCGCUCCUCUGCUUGUGCUUCCUCUGCUUGUGCUUCCUCUCCUUGCGCUUCCUCUGCUUGCGCUUCCUCUGCUUGCACUCCUCUGCUUGUGCUUCCUCUGCUUGUGCUUCGUCUGCUUGCUCUUCCUCUUCUUGUGCUUCCUCUUCUUGUGCUUCCUUUGCUUGUGCUUCCUCUGCUUGCGCUUCCUCUUCUUGUGCUUCCUCUGCUUGCGCUUCCUCUGCUUGUGCUUUCUCUGCUUGUGCUUCCUCUACUUGUGCUUCCUCUGCUUGCGCUUCCUCUCCUUGCGCUUCCCGUGCUUGCAAUUCCUCUGCUUGCGUUCCUCUGCUUGUGCUUCCUCUUCUUGUGCUUCCUCUGCUUGA
Closterium sp. NIES-65 is the source of this 5016-nucleotide messenger RNA. The record is from the annotation of a GenBank genome assembly. Lineage: Eukaryota; Viridiplantae; Streptophyta; Zygnematophyceae; Desmidiales; Closteriaceae.